AUGGCUGCUUAUUUUAUACCUUCUCUUGGAUUAGCACCCAAGUGGUGUUCUUUAUUGGAUGGAGUAACAGAAGAAUUAGAGGAGCAGCAGCAGCAAGAAGGAUCAGCAGCAGCAGCAGCAGGUUCAUCAUUUGCUGCGCUGCAGUUCUUAACAGAGCAGCAAAUGCAGCAACUGCAUGCACAGCAUCUUAUUGGUACUCCUCUUGUUAAUCGUUAUCUACAUGGAUACUUUAUUUCUCGUGAUUUAUAUGAGCAACUUAAGGCUGCUGCUGAGCCCUUCGCCUUUGAGAAUUACAGACAACAGAAGAUACAAGAAAGACUCGAAAGCAAAAAGACUAUGCGUAUACAGGUCCGGCAUAAAUUGCCAAAAACAAACGCAGAAUUUGCAGAAAAAUUACAAAAAACUAUCGAGGCAACUAAGGGAUCGGGCAGCAAGAAGCAGCAACGGGAAGCUGCUGCUGCUGCUGAGUUGCUGCAAGACAGCCGGUUUAGUCGUCUCUUCUCUAACCCGGACUUUCAAUUGGAGCAAGAAUCUUAA
Molecule: messenger RNA, 537 nt
Organism: Eimeria maxima
Lineage: Eukaryota; Apicomplexa; Conoidasida; Eucoccidiorida; Eimeriidae
Exons: 5
Coding region: 1-537 (178 amino acids)
Biological process (GO): maturation of SSU-rRNA from tricistronic rRNA transcript (SSU-rRNA, 5.8S rRNA, LSU-rRNA)
Cellular component (GO): 90S preribosome; nucleolus; small-subunit processome
Source: RefSeq, a predicted model, not a curated record